GGCUGAGGAGGAGCGCUUGCGCUCUGGGUCUUUUCCGCCGGGGGAAGUCUCGCGGGGGCGGGGCGGGGCGGGGCCUCGUGGAGAAGUUCUCGCGGGACACCGACGGGGAGCGGAAGCCAGAAGGCAUUGCUGCUUCGGCGACCGGGUGGCGGCGGCAGCGGCUGUGGCAGAGUCUGUGCCUGUGGCGGUGACGGCGGCGGGAGCAAGCGCUGCCCUCGCAGAGCAGCCUUGGGGUCGCCGGCCGCUCGCAGGGUUGUGGAGGGGCGGGCCGGACGCUGAGCGGAGCAGCUGCGCCACGGGUGGCAUUGUGUGUCUCAGAGUGCCGGAGCGAGUCCCAGAAGAGAGGCGAGGCUAAGCCCAGAGCGCUGGGUUGCUUCAGCAGGGAAGACUCCCUUCCCCCUGCUUCAGGCUGCUGAGCACUGAGCAGCGCUCAGAAUGGAAGCCAUCGCCAAAUAUGACUUCAAAGCUACUGCAGACGACGAGCUGAGCUUCAAAAGGGGGGACAUCCUCAAGGUUUUGAACGAAGAAUGUGAUCAGAACUGGUACAAGGCAGAGCUUAAUGGAAAAGACGGCUUCAUUCCCAAGAACUACAUAGAAAUGAAACCACAUCCGUGGUUUUUUGGCAAAAUCCCCAGAGCCAAGGCAGAAGAAAUGCUUAGCAAACAGCGGCACGAUGGGGCCUUUCUUAUCCGAGAGAGUGAGAGCGCUCCUGGGGACUUCUCCCUCUCUGUCAAGUUUGGAAACGAUGUGCAGCACUUCAAGGUGCUCCGAGAUGGAGCAGGGAAGUACUUCCUCUGGGUGGUGAAGUUCAAUUCUUUGAAUGAGCUGGUGGAUUAUCACAGAUCUACAUCUGUCUCCAGAAACCAGCAGAUAUUCCUGCGGGACAUAGAACAGGUGCCACAGCAGCCGACAUACGUCCAGGCCCUCUUUGACUUUGAUCCCCAGGAGGAUGGAGAGCUGGGCUUCCGCCGGGGAGAUUUUAUCCAUGUCAUGGAUAACUCAGACCCCAACUGGUGGAAAGGAGCUUGCCACGGGCAGACCGGCAUGUUUCCCCGCAAUUAUGUCACCCCCGUGAACCGGAACGUCUAAGAGUCAAGAAGCAAUUAUUUAAAGAAAGUGAAAAAUGUAAAACACAUGCAAAAGAAUUAAACCCACAAGCUGCCUCUGACAGCAGCCUGUGAGGGAGUGCAGAACACCUGGCUGGGUCACCCUGUGACCCUCUCACUUUGGUUGGAACUUUAGGGGGUGGGAGGGGGCGUUGGAUUUAAAAAUGCCAAAACUUACCUAUAAAUUAAGAAGAGUUUUUAUUACAAAUUUUCACUGCUGCUCCUCUUUCCCCUCCUUUGUCUUUUUUUUCAUCCUUUUUUCUCUUCUGUCCAUCAGUGCAUGACGUUUAAGGCCACGUAUAGUCCUAGCUGACGCCAAUAAUAAAAAACAAGAAACCAAGUGGGCUGGUAUUCUCUCUAUGCAAAAUGUCUGUUUUAGUUGGAAUGACUGAAAGAAGAACAGCUGUUCCUGUGUUCUUCGUAUAUACACACAAAAAGGAGCGGGCAGGGCCGCUCGACGCCUUUGCUGUUUAGCUUCCUCCAGAGGAGGGGACUUGUAGGAAUCUGCCUUCCAGCCCAGACCCCCAGUGUAUUUUGUCCAAGUUCGCAGUAGAGUGGGGUAGAAGGAAAGCAUGUCUCUGCUUCCAUGGCUUCCUGAGAAAGCCCACCUGGGCCGGGCGCGGUGGCUCACGCCUGUAAUCCCAGCAUUUUGGGAGGCCAAGGUGGGCGGAUCACAAGGUCAGGAGUUCGAGACCAACCUAGCCAACAUGGUGAAACCCCAUCUCUACUAAAAAUAAAAAAUUAGCCGGGUGUGGUGGCACGCACCUGUAGUCCCAGCUACUCGGGAGCCUGAGGCGGGAGAAUCGCUUGAACCUGGGAAGUGGAGGUUGAGUGAGCCGGGACCGUGCCAUUGUACUCCAGCCUGGGUGACAGAGCGAGAUUCCGUCUCAAAAAAAAAAAAAAAAAGCCCACCUGAAAGCCUGUCUCUUUCCACUUUGUUGGCCCUUCCAGUGGGAUUAUCGAGCAUGUUGUUUUUUCAUAGUGCCUUUUUCCUUAUUUCAAGGGUUGCUUCUGAGUGGUGUUUUUUUUUUUAAAUUUGUUUUGUUUUAAAAUAAGUUAAAGACAGUCCAGAGCUUUUCAGCCAAUUUGUCUCCUACUCUGUGUAAAUAUUUUUCCCUCCGGGCAGGGGAGCCAGGGUAGAGCAAAGGAGACAAGCAGGAGUGGAAGGUGAGGCGUUCUCCUGCUUGUACUAAGCCAGGAGGCUUUAAGCUCCAGCUUUAAGGGUUGUGAGCCCCUUGGGGGUUCAGGGAACUGCUUGCCCAAGGUGCAGUGUGAGUGUGAUGGGCCACCGGGGCAAGAGGGAAGGUGACAGCCCAGCUUUCCCACAUCCAACUGGAUCUGGCUUACAGGGGGGUCGGAAGCCUGUCCUCACCAUCUCGGGGGUUGUGGCCCCCGCCCCCUCCCUAUAUGCACCCCUGGAACCAGCAAGUCCCAGACAAGGAGAGCGGAGGAGGGAGUCGUGGGAACGUAGCCUCCAGUUGUAGCAGGUUUCACUGUAUUCCUAUGCUGGGGUACACAGUGAGAGUACUCACUUUUCACUUGUCUUGCUCUUAGAUUGGGCCAUGGCUCAUCCUGUGUCCCCUGACCUGUCCAGGUGAGUGUGAGGGCGGCACUGGGAAGCUGGAGUGCUGCUUGUGCCUCCCUUCCCAGUGGGCUGUGUUGACUGCUGCUCCCCACCCCUACCGAUGGUCCCAGGAAGCAGGGAGAGUUGGGGAAGGCAAGAUUGGAAAGACAGGAAGACCAAGGCCUUGGCAGAACUCUGUCUUCUCUCCACUUCUGGUCCCCUGUGGUGAUGUGCCUGUAAUCUUUUUCUCCACCCAAACCCCUUCCCACGACAAAAACAAGACUGCCUCCCUCUCUUCCGGGAGCUGGUGACAGCCUUGGGCCUUUCAGUCCCAAAGCGGCCGAUGGGAGUCUCCCUCCGACUCCAGAUAUGAACAGGGCCCAGGCCUGGAGCGUUUGCUGUGCCAGGAGGUGGCAGCUCUUCUGGGCAGAGCCUGUCCCCGCCUUCCCUCACUCUUCCUCAUUCUGCUUCUCUUUUCCUCGCAGAUGAUAAAAGGAAUCUGGCAUUCUACACCUGGACCAUUUGAUUGUUUUAUUUUGGAAUUGGUGUAUAUCAUGAAGCCUUGCUGAACUAAGUUUUGUGUGUAUAUAUUUAAAAAAAAAUCAGUGUUUAAAUAAAGACCUAUGUACUUAAUCCUUUAACUCUGCGGAUAGCAUUUGGUAGGUAGUGAUUAACUGUGAAUAAUAAAUAUACAAUGAAUUCUUCA
This is a messenger RNA of Gorilla gorilla gorilla (western lowland gorilla), 3376 nucleotides long. RefSeq names its product growth factor receptor bound protein 2 (gene GRB2). The record is from RefSeq and is a predicted model, not a curated record. NCBI's taxonomy places the organism in Eukaryota, Metazoa, Chordata, Mammalia, Primates, Hominidae. The transcript has 6 exons. Gene Ontology annotation, molecular function: protein binding. The coding region runs from base 436 to 1089 and encodes 217 amino acids.